AUGGAUGCUUAUUCCAUGACGUGUACUCCUCCAGCCCUUCGUCACAUGUCCCGAAUCUAUCAGGACCUGACAUCAAGACACUUCCAGAGAGUAUCCGCUAAUUGUACAUCUUUGAACCCCAACAACAAACAGAGUAUAGUGCAAGACGAAAAGACACCCCACGUCGGCAUAAUAGGUGCAGGUAUCGCAGGCCUGCGCUGCGCCGACAUCCUUGCGCAGCAUGGCUUCCAGGUAACGAUUCUUGAGGGCCGCGACAGGAUAGGCGGCCGGUUGUACCAAGACCGCCUCGCCAACGGACAAACCAUUGACAUUGGACCCAACUGGAUCCACGGCACCAAGACCAACCCGAUCCUGGACAUCGCCAAGGCGACGGGCACGGCCAUGGGCAGCUGGGACUCAAGCUCGUACGUGUUCGAUGAGGAGGGCACGCUGUACGGCCUCGAGGAAGGCGAGAAGCACGCUACCAUGAUGUGGGACAUUGUGCAGGCCGCCUUCAAGUACUCCAACAAGCACACGGCCGAGAUCGACCCGGGCGAGAGCCUGCUCGACUUCUUCAGGACCAGCCUGCGCGAGCUGAUCCCUGAGACCGAGGACGGGUCGUGGCAGAGGAAGCGCGAGGUCGUGCUCCAGAUGGCCGACCUGUGGGGCGCCUUCGUGGGCAGCCCCGUGGACCGGCAGAGCCUCAAGUUCUUCUGGCUCGAGGAGUGCAUCGAGGGCGAGAAUCUCUUUUGCGCCGGGACCUACACCAAGAUCCUCGAGCACAUCGCCGCCCCGGCCCUGCAGACCGCCACCAUCGAGUACAACACGACCGUCGCCCAGAUCCACGGCCGCGGCGCCCAGCCAGAGGACGGCCCUGUCCGCGUCACCCUCACGACCGGCGAGCAGCGCGCCUUCGACCACCUCGUCGUGACCUGUCCGCUCGGCUGGCUCCAGAAGAACCCACAGGCCUUCGACCCGCCCUUACCGGCCCCUCUCACCCGCGCCAUCAACACCAUCGGCUACGGCUGCCUCGAGAAGGUCUACAUCGCCUUCCCGCGCGCCUUCUGGCUCGACCCAGACCCGGCCCUGGGCGGCCGCCACAUGGAGGGGUUCGCCCAGUGGCUCGCCCCGGCCUUCGCCCCGGACACAAACCCUGCCCGCUGGACCAUCGAGGUCGUCGAGCUCGCCUCCCUCGCAGGCCCCGACUCCCCCCACCCGACCCUCCUCUUCUACCUCUACGGCGCCCAGUCCGCCCACCUCGUCUCAGCCCUCGCCGCCCUCGGGCCCGACAAGGACGCCCGCGAUGGCUAUCUCCGUCGCUUCUUCGCCCCGUAUUACACCAGACUCCCCAACUUCCGCGCCAACGACCCGGACUGCCGGCCCACCUGCACCUAUGCGACCUCCUGGCUGGCCGACGACCUCGCGGGCAACGGCAGCUACGCCAACUUCCAGGUCGGCCUGGAGCGGGGCGAUCGUGACAUCCGCACGAUGCGGGAAGGGUGGCCCGGCGCGGGCGUGUGGCUGGCGGGCGAGCAUACCGCGCCCUUUGUGGCGCUGGGCACGGCGACAGGGGCGUACUGGAGCGGGGAGAGCGUCGGGAGGAGGAUCGCCGAGGUAUACGGUAGGCGGGUCACUGGUAGUGGUGGUGAUGGUGAUGGUGACGGCGACAAUGACAACAGCGCCCGCGCGGAGGGCACUGACAGCGGCGAGAAGGUACUAGUCGACUAG
This is a messenger RNA of Cryphonectria parasitica EP155, 1707 nucleotides long. Its product is annotated as FAD/NAD(P)-binding domain-containing protein. NCBI's taxonomy places the organism in Eukaryota, Fungi, Ascomycota, Sordariomycetes, Diaporthales, Cryphonectriaceae. The transcript has 2 exons. Gene Ontology annotation, molecular function: oxidoreductase activity. The record is from RefSeq and is a predicted model, not a curated record. The coding region runs from base 1 to 1707 and encodes 568 amino acids.